This is a messenger RNA of Bemisia tabaci, 1432 nucleotides long. RefSeq lists its product as uncharacterized. NCBI's taxonomy places the organism in Eukaryota, Metazoa, Arthropoda, Insecta, Hemiptera, Aleyrodidae. The record is from RefSeq and is a predicted model, not a curated record. Gene Ontology annotation, biological process: lipid metabolic process. Gene Ontology annotation, molecular function: oxidoreductase activity, acting on paired donors, with oxidation of a pair of donors resulting in the reduction of molecular oxygen to two molecules of water.
GUCAAAACCAUGGGUGUAAACAUGUUGAGUGCCAUAGGUUACGAAUUCAAGCCGCAAAUAAAGGAGAAGGUCCCUUGGCGACCCCAUAAGAAACGCGCCCCCACAACCAAACCCCCCUUCACCCUUGGAGAACUGAAGGGUCUUAUACCUCAGCAUUGCUUUGAACGAUCCCUCCCACGGUCCUUAUACUACUUGAUGCGAGAUCUGGUCCUCUUGAGCGCCUUCUACCACGUGGCCGACACUUACAUCCCUCUCCUGGCGUGGCCGCUGCAGUGGGUGGCGUGGCCCGCGUACUGGGUCGCUGCCGGGAGCGUGGGCUUCGGUUUGUGGUUCCUAGGCCACGAGUGCGCCCACGGCGCCUUCAGCGCCCACGCCUGGCUCAACGACACCAUCGGCUUCGUCGUGUUCUCCUGCGUGGCGGUGCCCUAUUUCCCGUGGCAGUGCGGUCACGUCAAGCAUCACGCCAACACCGGCACGCUGGAGAGGGAUGAGGUCUUCGUUCCCAAGCAGAAACCUUCAAGAUCCAAGAGGUUCCUGAACAACCCGUUGGGCCGGAUCCUUAUAAUCCUGCUCAUGCUGACGAUAGGGUUCCCGGCGUACCUGCUGUUCAACACCUCCGGACGCCGCUAUCCGCGACGCAACAACCACUUCUCGCCAUUCAGCCCCAUGAUCCCGCGUCGGAUGCGCCCCUGGGUGCUUCUCUCCGACGCCGGCGUGCUCGCCGUGCUAGCCGCGCUCGCCUGGCUAGCGCACUCGCAUGGCAUCGCCUGGCUUGUCGCUCGCUACUGGGUCCCGUACACGGUGCUCAACGCUUGGCUAGUCUGUACCUCCGUUCUGAACCACUCCCACCCGGCCCUGGCACAUUAUGAUGAGGGCGCGUGGGACUGGCUCCUGGGAACGCUGACCUGCACGAUGGACCGUGAUUUCGGGCCGCUGCUCAACUGGGUGUUCCACGACGGGCAGAACGUCCACACGGUACACCACGUCUUCCCGCGGAUCCCGCACUACUACUUGCGCGAGGCGACGGAGGCGCUGAAACCCGUGCUCGGCGAGUACUACCACAGCGACGCCACGCCCCCGCAUCGAGCCCUCUACCAAGUCGUCAAGGAGUGCGUCUUCGUCCGCGAGGACGUCGACCAGAGAGGGGUCUACUGGUACGAGGGACUCUUCGACAUGAUGAUGUGAAGUAAAGGACGCGGCGCCAAAUGCAACCAUUCCUGCUCCAACGCUGUCCAUGUUGCAUAAAGUGACGAAUGAAGGCGCUUCGAGUUUUCCUGCCUUCACGAAGAUGCAUGCGAUUAAUGCAACACGGAACGCGGCAUUUGCUGGUACUAUGACCGGUGCAGAGUGGUGCGACCUCGUAAAAUUCGAAAUUGUUAAAUUGUACGAGAAGUGACACUAAAGUGCGAAACCACGUAUCUCCAUUGCAGUG